Messenger RNA from Oxyura jamaicensis (ruddy duck), 5133 nucleotides. It is a transcript of the gene MAP3K13, whose product is annotated as mitogen-activated protein kinase kinase kinase 13. The coding region runs from base 479 to 3349 and encodes 956 amino acids. Gene Ontology annotation, molecular function: ATP binding; JUN kinase kinase kinase activity. Lineage: Eukaryota; Metazoa; Chordata; Aves; Anseriformes; Anatidae. The transcript is spliced from 17 exons. Gene Ontology annotation, biological process: JNK cascade; protein autophosphorylation. The record is from RefSeq and is a predicted model, not a curated record.
CCGGCCCGGCGGGGCGGUGCCGAGCCGAGCCGAGCCGAGCCGUGCUGCCGGCGGCGGGACGCCUUGCCCAGUUCUUUCAAACUCCAGCAGCAAGGUGAGAAGAACUGUGAGUCUGGGACGUAUGCAAAGCCUCUGUACCUGUAAGCCUGCAUGCAAGGAGAAUACCAGUUUCUGAGAGGAACGGCAAAGAAAUUUAACUGCAAAAACUGAUGGACCAUUGCAUCUUCCAAAAUGAGCCUUUUCACACUUUUCUACUGGAAGCUAGAAUGUCGUGAAGAGAAAAGAAUUCAGUGCUGGACUGUCUUGAACAUUACUCAUGGUGCAACUUCAGAGAGCAGCUUGAUUUAUCUGACUUGAAGAGGAGGCACAUGUGCAGUAAGCCAAGAGGACAUGGGCUUUCAGUGCAUCUGGAAAAAUGAUCAGGUACUGGGUCCUCGUGUCACUAAUUCUCUAAGUACCAACUCCGACUGUCUCCUUGAUGCACACUCACAGCAUCAUGGCCAGUACUCAGGAGCGCCUGAGCUUGUCUUCCUCUCCAAACUCGAUCGGCAAAGCUUUCUGUGAAGAUAAAGACUUUGGUAGGAUACACGAUGAACAUGGACCUACUGGAAACCACCCGUCCCCCGAACUCAUAGAGGAUGUGCGUGAGAAGGGCUUGCUGCAGGCAGACCUCAUCGAUAACAUGAGCAGCCCGGUCACUGCAGCAGUGCUGACCAGCAUCAGCGAGGACUCUAGGGACCAAUUUGAGAACAGCGUGCUGCAGCUGCGGGAGCAGGAUGAAUCCGAAGCAGCCAUUCCUCAGGGCAACAGGAGCACUAUGGAUGGAGAGAGCAACAGUGGAGCGGAUGAUGUCAAAGUCCAGUUCAACAGAUCAGGCAGUGGGAGCGGUGGGUUUCUCGAGGGACUCUUUGGUUGUCUGAGGCCCGUGUGGAACAUCAUAGGCAAAGCAUACUCCACAGACUACAAACUGCAACAGCAAGAUACCUGGGAGGUCCCGUUCGAGGAGAUCUCGGAGCUGCAGUGGCUGGGCAGCGGUGCACAAGGAGCCGUCUUCCUGGGCAAAUUCCGGGCAGAGGAGGUGGCCAUCAAGAAAGUGAGAGAUCAGAACGAAACGGAUAUCAAGCACCUGCGGAAACUCAAACAUCCUAACAUCAUUGCCUUCAAGGGAGUUUGCACUCAAGCCCCAUGCUACUGUAUCAUCAUGGAGUAUUGUGCACAUGGACAGCUCUACGAAGUCUUGCGAGCCGGCCGGAAAGUCACUCCUCGGCUGCUUGUGGAUUGGUCCACUGGGAUCGCUAGUGGGAUGAAUUAUCUGCACCUUCACAAGAUCAUCCAUCGAGACCUCAAGUCACCAAAUGUUUUAGUUACACACACAGAUGCAGUUAAAAUCUCAGAUUUUGGUACAUCUAAAGAACUUAGUGAUAAAAGUACAAAAAUGUCUUUUGCGGGAACUGUGGCUUGGAUGGCCCCAGAGGUGAUACGCAAUGAGCCCGUCUCCGAAAAAGUGGAUAUCUGGUCAUUUGGGGUAGUUUUAUGGGAGCUGCUAACAGGAGAGAUUCCCUACAAGGAUGUGGACUCCUCAGCCAUCAUUUGGGGAGUGGGCAGUAACAGCCUGCAUCUUCCUGUUCCUUCCACCUGCCCGGAUGGCUUCAAAAUCCUCAUGAAGCAGACCUGGCAGAGCAAGCCCCGGAAUCGUCCCUCCUUCCGACAGACACUGAUGCACCUGGAUAUUGCAUCUGCUGAUGUGCUGGCUACUCCUCAGGAAACCUAUUUCAAAUCACAGGCUGAAUGGAGAGAAGAAGUGAAGAAGCAUUUUGAGAAGAUUAAAAGUGAAGGAACUUGCAUCCACCGGCUAGAUGAAGAAUUGAUUCGUCGUCGAAGAGAAGAGCUGAGACAUGCGUUGGAUAUCCGCGAGCACUAUGAGAGGAAGCUGGAGCGAGCCAAUAACUUAUACAUGGAGCUCAGCGCUAUUAUGCUGCAGCUGGAGGUCCGUGAGAAGGAGCUCAUAAAGAGGGAACAAGCAGUGGAAAAGAAAUAUCCUGGGACUUAUAAACGCCACCCAGUCAGACCAAUAAUCCACCCCAAUACAGUGGAGAAGCUGAUGAAGAGGAAAGGGGUCUCCCAUAAACCAGGCAGCCAAACUAAACGGCCAGAUCUACUGAAGUCAGAGGGCAUACCCAGUACAGAAGCAGCAUCUAAUGGCUCACCAGUCUCAGGAAGUCCCAAAAUGUCAACACUGAGUGGCAAAAGUCGCUACCGCAGUAAGCCACGUCACCGCCGAGGGAACAGCAAAGGCAGCUACAAUGAUUUUGCAGGGAUCUUGAAAAACCAGCCAGUGCAAGAUGAUGCACCCCCACCUCCACCUCAUAAUCAUUCUCAUCCUCCUGGUCUACCGCAGCAACAUGGCCACGGCCAUCACUCACGGCUUCAUGCCCAUGGACAAGAUAUUGCCAACUGCGCAAACAACUUAAGGUACUUUGGCCCUGCAGCAGCGCUGCGGAGCCCUCUCAGUAACCACGCGCAAAGGCGGAUGUCUGGUUCCAGCCCUGAUCUCAUCUCCACUGCCAUGGAAGCAGAUUGCCGAAGGAAUCUGGAGAGCAAAGAAAGCAAAGCUGAUCAUUGGGAGUGUUGCAAAACAGAUCCAUAUAAUUCCUGUCUUCAGUGCAGGGACGAGGACAGUGGUCAGGUACAGAUGUCAUCUGUUGAAACAGGAAUGAGCCAUUCUCAAUCGCCGUCCGUUUCCCUAUAUGAAAACGCGCAGUACAUUGAGAAGAUGGAGGAGGAGGGCUUCAGCAAUGGUACAUCAGCGUCUGCUCUAGGCACACCCCAGCACAUGGCUUCCUCAGUGCUACCGUGCAAAGCAAGACCCAUUCAGAAGAGUGGUGAUGACUCCUCAGAAGAGGAAGAGGGCGAAGUAGACAGUGAAGUGGAGUUUCCUCGUAGACAAAGACCUCACCGCUGUAUUAGUAGCUGCCAGUCUUACUCAACCUUCAGCUCGGAGAACUUUUCUGUGUCAGAUGGAGAGGAGGGGAACACCAGCGAUCAUUCGAACAGCCCGGAUGAGCUGGCCACCAAGCUGGAAGAUGAGCUGGCUGAGAAGCUGGAGGACAUGUUGUCCCAGACUCCAGAGAUCCCCAUUGAAAUCUCCACCCAGUCUGAUGGGCUUUCAGACAAAGAGUGCGCUGUGCGGAGAGUCAAGACUCAGAUGUCUCUGGGCAAACUUUGUGCAGAUGAACACAGCUGUGAGAACCCAGCACAGUUUGGAGAAUCAGACUGUGACUCUUCCGAAGGGGAGUGUUCUGAUGCCACAGUCAGGACCAAUAAGCCCUGCAGCUCUGCUACUUGGUAAUUCAGAUCUCCCCCAAAGCUUCCUGAUACUGGCAUUUUGAUUUCCCUGAGAUUCCACUUCAUUCCCCUUCAUCACACUUUACAGGAAGAGAAGAUGUUUCUCCUUCCCACCCCAGGAGUGAUUUGCAAUAACCCGAAUCUCUGGAAAAUGUCCAAAUGAAAUUAAUUCUCUUUGAGCAUUUCAAUCAAGAAUGGCAGGGAUGUAUUUUAUUGAAUAAUCUAGUUACUGUAACAUGGAUAUUUAUUUUUUUGACAUUUUAACACUUUUUACUGUAAAGAGUGGAUUGUAUUUAUAGACACACAGACUUGUUGCAAAAAAAAAAAGUUCAGAAAGCAAGCACAUUACAGAGAAACAUCCUGGGAGUCCUGCCUGGACAGCUUUGUGUACAAACGUGGGGGGAUUCUCUUGCUGCUUUCACAGGGGACCAGGCCGUGUGGCCCUGAAGAUUGGAGAACAGAUCAAGAAAACUAAACCACUCAGUCUUAUCAAAUGAGGAAGCAUAAAAAGACCUUACUAUAAGGUAACCUGUGAACAAAGCGAAUUCAGUAUAACCAGCUGGGUCAUUUUUUAAUCAGAAGGUGGACAUGUUCCUGGAGAAAACUGGUACUGAGGUGCUAACAUCCAGGGUCUUCUGAGUCAAUACAUCCCCAGGAAUGUAAUAGUGGGUUUUAUUUUAAAGAUUUUUAGUUUCUUUUUUAAUCAACAUUUUGUUGUGAGAUCCUGCAAAUGUAUUCUAACCUCGUCCUCUCAAGAAUUGGUAUAAGAGCACUUCUUAACAUCAUCCUUGCUUCACUCUGGCAGUGUCGAUCUCCAGUUGAGCAGGGAAGCCUCUUUCAGACGCAGUGUGCCAUUUCCCAGUUUACUUCCUCCUCUUACCUCCUGUCUGUUUCAGUCAGUUAAAGAAAUCAAUCAAAUCAGUGUUGGAAAAGCAAGAACUCGCAAACCGUGGAAAGCACAUUCUGCAGAGCCCGAGCACUCUUCUGGGGAGGAAACUGGAGAUGCCUGUACUGGACUUGGAGAAGCAGUCUCUCACCUGCAACAGCAUCAAUAACCAGCAGAGAGCUGUGUGUCAAGGGGGAAGACCGGGAAUCGCUGGCUGAGAUAGGAGCAUCAGCCCUGCUCCGUCUCCUUCCUCACUGUACGUUCCUGAAAGCAUUAACAGCUGCCUGCCCUUCAUGUCAGGCUUGUGCAAAACAGGUUGCACAGGGAGCCUCGAGGGUGGCUGUGGCACAGCUGUGUCUCGGGCGUGCCCUGAGGCCUCUGUUUCUCCUUCAAGCUGAAACUCUACAGGUGAAAGUGAGGAUAGUACUGGUAUGUGACAGGCCGAGGCAUUGGCAGAUGAGAAAAUUUGUUUUCUGAUUAGAACUCAUAGUGCCUUCCCUUCAAACACUACUCUUCUAAAUCAACAUUUAAAGAGAACAAAAUGAUAGAGCACGUCCUCCCCCGCCCCCCCUACCCCCUAGUUGAUGCCCCCCUUGCAAGAGCUUUCGCUUCGCCCUUCGUAGCGUGCCGGCUGACACGGCUGUGCCACGUGUGUGGCUGUGCUGCUGGGAGCUGCCCUGCAGCCUGGCACACCAGCCUGAGGUGAACGGCAGGAAUGGACCAUGGACAGGUACUUCUGUUGCUUUGUUUGUUUACAUUUUAUGUUAAAAUAUUGGUUUGCAUUUAACUGUGGUAAUUUAUAGCCUCAUGGCAAAAUGAAGGAAAAUGUCUUAUACAGAGAGCAGUAUUGUAUGAGUUAAAUUAUCCCAUAUUUUUAAAUUUUCGUAGCUGGACUACACACA